This is a messenger RNA of Chaetomium fimeti, 1408 nucleotides long. Its product is annotated as putative integral membrane protein. NCBI's taxonomy places the organism in Eukaryota, Fungi, Ascomycota, Sordariomycetes, Sordariales, Chaetomiaceae. Bases 310 to 1350 code for a protein of 346 amino acids. The transcript is spliced from 5 exons. The record is from RefSeq and is a predicted model, not a curated record.
UCUGUCACUGCUUCGCCAAGAUUAGUUAAUUCCCGGUCCCGCUCAGACACGGUCGACCGGGAGUUCACUUCAACGUCCGGGCGGUUCCCUUCUGUCAACCUCCCUACUGACCAUCGCGCAGCCGGGUUCCAACCCUGAACAACUCCUCAACUUCGAGCAUGUUUACAGAAUAACUAAGGGAGGGACUCGAUGCCGAGCGACGAGAGGAAACGACCAUGACCUCUCAUCCCUGUCAGCCGAUGCAACAGCUUCCAACUUCCCCGUCAAAUCACUCUCGGCAACGUCGGACCCGCCUUCGAACCGACAAGGAUGGUUGUUUACGUCGACCUCGCAACCAAUCCGCAAGCGAGAGUCAUUGUUGCCGUUCUGUGGGUCAUGACCACGCUCGCCGGUGUUUUCCUCAGUCUUCGACUCUAUAGCAAAAUCAGCCGCCGGAGACGGUUGUGGUGGGACGACUAUCUCAUCAUUGUCGCCUGGGUUAUGCUUCUUGUCAGUUGUUCGACAUCGACAGCCAACAGCCGUCUCGGAUUCGGCCUUCACUUUGAUGAGCUGCCCGUAGAGAAUCUCACCCGCCUCGGCAUCCAUAGCACUAUCUCCGGUUUCGCCUCAGUCAUCGCAGUGGCCUGCAGUAAAACCUCUUUCGGUCUUACCCUGCUCAGACUAACCGAUGGUUGGAUAAAAUGGUAUAUCAUCGGUCUCCUUGUCCUCCUCAAUGUCACGCACUACAGUAGCUCAGUAUUUUUCUGGGUGUCGUGCAACCCUCCGGCCAAGACAUGGGAUAUGACGAUCCCGGGCGAAUGCUGGCCAAUUUCCGUCACGGUCAAUACCAGCAUGUUUUUCGGAUCUUGCUCGGCGUUAUGUGACUUUUCACUCGCCCUCCUCCCUUGGAGGUUCUUGCUCAAGUACAACAUGUACAACAGAGAAAAGAUUGGGGUGGCCAUUGCCAUGAGCAUGGGUGUGUUUGCCGGGAUCUCCUCUGUAGUCAAGAUGACCACCAUUCCCGGAGUCCUCAACGCCGGCGACUUUAGCUACAACGCUCUCCCCCUGGUCGUGUGGGGCUUCAGCGAGUCCGCUCUCACUAUAAUGGCCGCCUCCAUCCCGAUGAUGCGCCACCUCUUCAUAUCCUUCCGCCGCGACAACAACAUCCCGACCACUGCUACCACCACUACUACUACCAUGACAAUCGGUACUGCCCGCCGUGCUACUCUAGGCACGAGCCGGCUUGCUGCGACUGAUAGUGGCCAUGAUGGUGAUAUUGACGUUUAUACCAAAAGCGGCACCACCGAGAGGAGGAACUGGAGCCAGCAGCAGGCCUCGCAGCUCAAGCCACCCAGUGUCGACAAAUCCUAGGGAAGGUGCCGGCGCUCUCUUGUUUUAUUUUUAGUCGUGUUUGGCGCGGCGUUCGGGG